CGUCGGUGCAGAACGUUGCGGGAUCAGAGCAACAAUAUUUUGCGUGAAGGCUCACAAGACAUAGGCCCUCCUUGUUGCAAGAAGACGGGAGACCACGAGGUAGUCAGACGUACCCCUGAUGCCGUCCUAGUGGGAAGCUUCUUACCUGAGACGGGUAAUUGCCAACAUGUGUGCCCAUCUAGAGCGUCGGGAAGGUGCGGUUAUUCUUUGCUCCUCUCUCCUCGCCAUGCUUCUGCAGUCGCCACAUCCUCGUUUCUGGAAUUCGAGUCUCUGAACCGGGCCGACGAGCUCAAGGCGUUCUCUCGUGCUUGGAUUGAAAGAUCAAGGAUCGGGCUCAAGGCAAAACCAUUGCAUCUCGUGGUCUGGGUGAAGGAGCAAGGAAAUGCUACUAUGACUAGGAGUCGGUAG
Messenger RNA from Colletotrichum abscissum, 408 nucleotides. RefSeq lists its product as uncharacterized. NCBI's taxonomy places the organism in Eukaryota, Fungi, Ascomycota, Sordariomycetes, Glomerellales, Glomerellaceae. The annotation marks the transcript as partial. The transcript is spliced from 2 exons. The record is from RefSeq and is a predicted model, not a curated record.